Nymphaea colorata (pocket water lily) is the source of this 1026-nucleotide messenger RNA. RefSeq names its product chromatin assembly factor 1 subunit FAS2-like. Gene Ontology annotation, cellular component: nucleus; CAF-1 complex. Gene Ontology annotation, molecular function: protein binding. The coding region runs from base 1 to 1026 and encodes 341 amino acids. The record is from RefSeq and is a predicted model, not a curated record. NCBI's taxonomy places the organism in Eukaryota, Viridiplantae, Streptophyta, Magnoliopsida, Nymphaeales, Nymphaeaceae. Gene Ontology annotation, biological process: nucleosome assembly; DNA replication-dependent chromatin assembly. The transcript is spliced from 2 exons.
AUGGGGUGGCACGGCCCCAAAGACCGCAUUCUCUCCAUCGACUUUCACCCCUUCGAUAAUGAGUUCGUGAGUGCGGGUUCCGACGAGAAGCGAUUCGUGGAGGAGGAGAGGGAGGGCACGGAGGGGUGCAUCAAGUUCUGGGAGAUCAUCAACGACGGCCAGCCCAUCCACCCCGAUAAGAAAAACAUACGCAUCCUCUAUGGUCUUUUCGAGGCAGACAAAAACACCAACAUCGUCCGCUACUCCCCCCAUGGCGGCCUCCUCGCCUCAGGCUCCGAUGACAAGUGCAUCACCAUCUGGGAGAAACGCGAGAACUGCCUUUCCAUCAACCGCUCAGACCGCAUCCUGCGAUGGUCGACCAAGGGCAGGCUCAUGGGGCACACUGAGGACGUGCUCGACCUGCGUUGGACCAACAACUCCCGCUUUAUAGUCUCAGCUGGUAUGGACAAGCGCAUUUUUGUGUGGAACGUCGAAAAAAAAUAUCAUGUGAAGAAAGACCCCGAGUCACAUUCGGAAUACUGUGCCUUCCUCUACCGCAAGAACUUCCUGGAGAAGCCUUCCUUCGUGAUCCCCACCAACGGCGAGCCGGCUCUGAUCUGCAAGUUUUGUCCCAAGCUGUUCGUGAAGAAGAGCGAGAAGGGACUCUUCCAGCAGAACUACUACAUGGUCUACGCCGUCGCCACCUCCUCAGCGGUCCUCAUCUUCAGCACUGAGAAAAUGCAGCCUCUCUUCGGCAUGGGCAAUUACCACUAUGCUGCUCUGACCGAUCUCAGCUGGCGUGGCUCAGAAAUGUUGGCCAUCUCAUCCUCAGACGGCUACUGCUCCUUUAUUGUCUUCGAAAAGGACGAGCUUGGCGAGAUAUACGAGCCGACUGGCGACUUGGCUGCUCUGAUGAAGGUGCAAGAGUAUGUUCCAGCGCAGAAGCCAGCGAUGACGGAGACCCAGCAGGAGCGAGUGGAGUACAGGGAGACGGAGAACGGCGUGAAGAAGAAGCGGAUCAUCCCCAAGAAGUUGGCUGAGCUUUGA